UCAAUACAGCGGUUCACUGCAAGCUUCCUGGCCCUCGGAUCAACUGUUUUGAUCCGAUCUGGCCCUCUGACAAAGGAAGACUUUCUCACAUAGGCUAUUGGACAGAAUAUUCUGAGACGGACUCGCUCUGAAGUGUGUGAGGAGGUGUGAGCAGGUGAAUAUUGACGCUGGACAUUUUGCGCUUGGACAAUGCUUGCAAUUAGUAGGGGAAUACAUUUAUUAUCAUCGUUUCAGCCCGAAAAGAAAGUGUGCGUGGAUUUUUAACGGAGGAGCCUUCUGAAACAUCAUCACACCGUGUUGGUCAUUUCUUCUUCAAAGCUGUGGAGGAGCGCAGUGUCUUCGGGUGUUUGCGAAGUGCUUUAGCUCGCCAGCUCAGUUUUUUUUCUUAAGUUCAAAAAAGUGCACCCAAACGCGCAGGACAGGGCUUAAAUGUUCGGGAUCCAGGAGCAUCUGAUGCGAGAAGUGAGCGGAUUAAAAGAGAGAAGUCUUGGAGAGGAGAUGGAUCCGGUUCGGUCGUGGGUGCGUAAUGUCGGGGUUGUGGAUGCGAACGUAGCGGCGCAAAGUGGAGUUGCUUUGUCAAGAGCUCAUUUUGAGAAGCAGCCGCCCUCAAAUCUCCGAAAGUCCAACUUCUUCCACUUUGUCCUGGCGCUCUAUGACAGACACGGCCAACCUGUGGAGGUGGAAAGGACUUCGUUUGUGGACUUUGUUGAGCAUGACAAGGAGCAGACGGGAGAAAAGACCAACAACGGCACUCACUACAAGCUACAGCUCCUCUAUAGCAACGGGGUUCGCACAGAGCAGGAUCUUUACGCACGACUUAUUGACUCUGUCACGAAACAGCCCAUAUCGUAUGAGGGACAAAACAAAAAUCCAGAAAUGUGCAGAGUUCUGCUUACACACGAAGUUAUGUGCAGCCGCUGCUGUGAGAAGAAAAGUUGUGGCAACCGAAACGAGACGCCCUCUGACCCAGUCAUCAUUGACAGGUUUUUCUUGAAGUUUUUCCUGAAAUGUAACCAGAAUUGUCUGAAGACAGCGGGAAACCCGAGGGAUAUGAGGAGAUUUCAGGUGGUCCUGUCCAGCACUGUGAGUGUGGACGGCCACGUCCUAGCAGUGUCCGACAACAUGUUCGUCCACAACAACUCAAAACACGGUCGGAGGGCCCGCAGACUGGAGCCAGGCGAGUCCGUCGAGAAUUCUAUGGAAUAUGCCACCCCGUGUAUCAAAGCCAUCAGCCCCAGUGAGGGCUGGACCACCGGCGGGGCGAUGGUCAUCGUCAUCGGGGAGAACUUCUUUGACGGGCUGCAGGUGGUGUUUGGCAGCAUGCUUGUGUGGAGUGAGCUAAUCACGCCGCACGCUAUCCGUGUCCAGACACCUCCUCGACACAUCCCCGGGGUCGUGGAGGUCACACUGUCUUAUAAAUCCAAACAAUUUUGCAAGGGAGCACCCGGACGCUUCAUCUACACAGCCCUAAAUGAGCCAACUAUAGACUACGGUUUCCAGCGUCUUCAAAAGGUCAUUCCUCGACAUCCUGGUGACCCAGAGAAACUAGCCAAGGAGAUCCUCCUGAAGAGAGCGGCAGAUCUUGUGGAGGCCCUGUACGGAAAUCCACACAGUAAUCAGGACAUGCUGCUGAAACGUGCGGCCGACAUCGCAGAGGCGCUCUACAGUGUCCCCCGUCCUCACAGUCAGCUGCAGGCGCUGCCCAGCUCACCAGCCCACGGCAGUGUCAUGGGCCUGGGCUCUUAUCCUUCUCAGUUAGGCGUCAGCAUCGGGGAGCAUGGACAGAGCAGCCAAGGUUACAUUCGAAAUUCCAGCAGCUUGUCUCCAAGGGGUUACCCAUCAGCCUCCACUCCUCAGCAGUCAGGCUACGGGGGCAGCGGAGGGAUGACUGGAGGCUAUGGGACAGUUCCCAUGACCAGUCUAGGAGUACCUGGCUCUCCUGGUUUCAGCAGCGCUUCCCCCACAGGCUCUCCCUACAUAAUGCCCUCCAGCCCUACUAUACCAGGAAGCUCCAGCUCUUCAUCGUCUCUCUUGCCUUUCUCUUCCUUCCCGUCAGCUGCUAAACAGAAGAGUGCUUUUGCUCCUGUCCUCAGGCCCCAGGGCUCUCCCUCCCCUGCCUGCCCCGCCUCAGGGGGGAACAGCUUCAGAGGUAGCCAUCCAACUCACUAUCUGACCCCCCUGUCUGAACUCACGAAUGCAGUCUAACCUCUUGUACUAACCGCUCGAAAGCUUUGACUGAACAAGACGGAAAAGAAGUUACUGGAUGUACAAUAAUGCAAGACCUGAUUGAUUAGAAUCAUAGAUUUUGUAUAUUUUUUUCUCUCCAGCGAUGACGGGCCUGGUUGUUCCCCCGAUGUAGCAAAGCACCCACUCCAAUCUACCCCAGACCACUGCUUCACUUAGCCCCUCUUUUGGCAUUAAGAGGGAAGGGAGAAUGGAAAAUUGAUCACUAGCGACCAUGUAUAACUUUCCCUCCUGAGCCCCCCACACCCGCCAUUUCUUAGUCCCUUUUUCAUCCAGGUGGAUGAACAGGACCGGGUACGAAAAUGUCCAAAGACCAGCCAUCUACUCUACUGUGUGUGUGUGUGUGUGUGUGUGUGUGUGUGUGUGUGUGUGUGUGUGUGUGUGUGUGUGUGUGUGUGUGUGUGUGUGUGUGUGUGUGUGAUGAAGCGUCUGCAUUUUGAAAGGAGACAAAAGGAGAACCGAAGCUUCAAAAGCAUCUGUAUUUACCUCUGGCCUGCUAUCACGUGCAGUAUGUGAUUCUUCCAACAACCUUCCCAAACCUUAGCCAGAGAAGUACGGGACACGUUGCGAGAGCACUGACGGACUCUAAGAAGCUCUAAGAAGCAGGGUGCUAUUUGUCUGUGUAUGGACUUAAAUGGCAUGUGUGUACACUGUCUGUGAGUUAGCGAGAAGUUGUUUUGUAGUAGACUUUUUGAAGACAAUUUACAUUCCAGAAAAAUAGACCCUUUAUUUUUUGUUCUGAUCUCUGCAGUUUUACAAGGGAGAACUCUUUGUCUCAAGGGUUAUUACUAAAGGAAUUCAUAUAUUGAUUUAUUUAAGAACAAGCAAUUUAACUUAUUAUAGGUAGUUUAGGGAAUAAUAUAAAUGUGUUUUUAUAAAGUGGUCCUUUUCCAACUGUUACUGAAAUAAAGUUAUCUCAACAAUUGCUAAUUAAUUUGCUAAAUGAUCAUAGGGAAAUAUGGCGGAGAACAUAACAAUAACACACUUUUUUGGAACAAAACAUCCCCAGUUUUCAGGUUCUUGCAUAACAAAAUCUUAAUAUUGUGCUCACAUCUGAAGGAGGUUAUUGUCCUUGUGUAAAGGAAAAAUGUUAGUUAGCCUUAUCCUUUUUAAUUUCACUUAUAAUGCAUGCUUUGUCACACCAAUGCCCUGAUAUUAUUUCACUCAACAUUGCAAAUUUAUAUGACUAUAGCUUAUAGAUUUUACAGUUUUUAAUUUUAAACCUCUCAACCCAGUACAGGUCUCCAGUCACUAUGCAGUACAGUAAAUGAAAGCACAAACUGCUCAAUUGAAGAACGGGGCAUAUUAGGUGUUCGUUAACCCAUAUCAUGCUGUUCUCACUCAUUGAUUUCUGUCAUCACAACACAAACUUCAUUCUCAGGAUGUGAAAACUAAGAACACAGAGUAGAUGACAUUUGCAAAUGUGUUUUUAGAGUUUGGUUAAUUUUAUUUAUUUAAAAAAAGUAUUAGCAAUUUAUUAUUAUGUUUUUUGAAGCCACCUUUCUUUGAAACGGUACAAAAAAUGGUGCAAAUGUGAUUUGUAUAUCUCAAGUCUCAAGGUGUAAUUAUAUUUUGUGCUCCAAAUAAAACAAAUAUGAAAAAAGUCA
This is a messenger RNA of Sander lucioperca (pikeperch), 3851 nucleotides long. It is a transcript of the gene ebf2, whose product is annotated as EBF transcription factor 2. Gene Ontology annotation, biological process: regulation of transcription by RNA polymerase II. Bases 430 to 2205 code for a protein of 591 amino acids. Lineage: Eukaryota; Metazoa; Chordata; Actinopteri; Perciformes; Percidae. The record is from RefSeq and is a predicted model, not a curated record. Gene Ontology annotation, molecular function: RNA polymerase II cis-regulatory region sequence-specific DNA binding; DNA-binding transcription factor activity, RNA polymerase II-specific. The transcript is spliced from 15 exons.